Messenger RNA from Synchiropus splendidus (mandarinfish), 10076 nucleotides. It is a transcript of the gene fbn1, whose product is annotated as fibrillin 1. Gene Ontology annotation, molecular function: calcium ion binding. The transcript is spliced from 66 exons. NCBI's taxonomy places the organism in Eukaryota, Metazoa, Chordata, Actinopteri, Syngnathiformes, Callionymidae. Bases 343 to 9069 code for a protein of 2908 amino acids. The record is from RefSeq and is a predicted model, not a curated record.
AAAAGUUGAGGAAAGCGCUGGGAUGAGGAGAAGUCAGCAGUGACGGGGAGACGGAGUUGGUUUCUCAUCAUCUGGAAUGUGUCAGGCUGAACUGCGCUAAGUCAACACACAACUGGAUGCGCUCUGUCGGACUGCACACGUUGCCAUGCGCGUCUAUUUUUAGCGGCUUAUCGGGAAUUUGAUACUUUUUCUCCUUCUCGUGUAUUUAUUCAGCCAUACCUGCAAGCAACAGAGGAUCACUCCUCUGUCCGGUCUCAGGCGACUCUCCUGUCCAGGAGACAAGCUUUGACUCCAGACUGCAGAGGCUUUUUCCUUGAAAGGGUUCGGGGUUGAGCUGUGGAGAUGCCCGACCUUCUGCGCGGACGCCGGCUGCUGCGCCUGGCAGUGGCUCUGGUGGCCCUGCUGCCGCUCCUCGUCCACGGCCAGGACACCGCAGAGGUGCUGCAGGACACCGGGGACUCCGACUUGGUUAGCAAGCAGACCGACUCCAGAGCAAGUCGAGCCAAAAGAAGAGGAGGAUCGGACGUUCUGCGCGGACCAAAUGUCUGCGGAUCAAGAAACAACGCUUACUGUUGUCCCGGCUGGAAGACGCUCACGGGAGGAAAUCAGUGCAUUGUUCCAAUCUGUCGGAGUUCAUGUGGAGAUGGUUUCUGCUCCAGACCCAACAUGUGUACCUGUCCCAACGGUCAGAUUGCGGCCUCAUGUGGAUCCAAGUCAGUCACGAAUUGCAACAUCCGAUGUAUGAACGGGGGAUCAUGUGCCGAGGACCACUGCCAGUGUCAGAAAGGCUAUGUGGGAAAUCACUGUGGCCAACCCGUGUGUGAAAAUGGGUGUCAAAAUGGAGGACGGUGUGUGGCUCCCAACAGAUGUGUCUGCACCUACGGCUUCACCGGGGCUCAGUGUGAAAGAGACUACCGUACGGGGCCUUGCUUCGCAUCAGUCAACAACCAGAUGUGCCAAGGUCAACUUACAGGGAUUGUGUGCACCAAGACCUUGUGUUGUGCGACAGUUGGACGGGCCUGGGGACACCCGUGCGAGAUGUGCCCUGCACAACCUCACCCUUGCAGGCGAGGCUUCAUCCCAAACCACCGCACCGGAGCAUGUCAGGAUGUGGACGAGUGCCAGGCCAUCCCAGGCAUCUGUCAAGGAGGAAUCUGCAUCAACACAGUCGGGUCCUUCGAAUGCAAAUGCCCUGCUGGGCACAAGUUCAAUGAGAUCUCACAGAAAUGUGAAGAUAUGGACGAGUGCUCAAACAUUCCGGGUCUCUGUGGAGUUGGUGAGUGCUCCAACACGGCUGGCAGUUUCUUCUGCAAGUGUCCUCAGGGAUAUUACACGUCAGUAGACGGAUCCAGAUGUAUAGAUGCUCGAGGGGGAUACUGCUACGCAGGCCUUCUAAAUGGACGCUGUGCCAACCAGAACUCCCAACUGAUGACAAAAAUACAGUGCUGCUGUGAUAGUGGGCGCUGCUGGUCCGACGGAUCCACCCCUGAAAUGUGUCCAAUUCCUGGAACAGAAGAAUACAAGAAACUAUGCGCUCAGAUGCCAGAUGCCAAUGGUGGAAGGCCGAUACCUGGCCGUGUUCCUGGUGGUCCUGAUUUUCCUGGCAUCUACCCAGGUCCCUUUCCUGAACAACCACCUGGUCAAGUGCCUCCACAAAUCCCUCUGCAGGUUCCUGGGCCCAAUGGUCAAACUCCAGGACAAAUCCCUGGGCAGUUCAUUCCAGGACAAUACCCCGGACCAAUUCCUGUUCCACCUGGAGGUUCCGGUAUAAUCCAAACUCGCAAUAUCACCAACAUGUGUCAGGCCUAUCGCAACCUCUGCCUGAACGGCAGGUGUGUUCCCACAGCUGGUGGAGUCGGAUACCGAUGUGAAUGCAACAUGGGCUUCAAAUUGGAUGGCAGGGGAGAAUGCAUCGAUGAUGAUGAGUGCGAGAGAAGCCCGUGUGUCCACGGUGAGUGUGUCAACACUCCGGGUUCCUACAUCUGUCGCUGUCCUCCUGGUUUCCAGUCCACUGCUACCAGAACCGAGUGCCGAGAUCUUGACGAGUGCGUGGCCAACGGUCGCAUCUGCAACAAUGGCCGUUGUGUGAACACCGAGGGCAGCUUCCACUGUGUUUGCAACGCUGGAUUUGAGAUCUCCGCCGACGGCAAAAACUGUGAAGACCAGAAUGAGUGCCUGAUCAGAAACAUGUGUCUGAAAGGACUGUGCAUCAACGAAGAUGGUAGUUUCAAAUGCAUCUGCAGACCUGGCUUUCUGUUGGACUCCAGUGGACGCAUGUGUGUAGACGUUGAUGAGUGCGAGACUCCCGGCAUGUGCAUGAAUGGCCACUGCGUGAACACGGAGGGGUCUUUCCGAUGUGAGUGCAUGGCCGGGAUGGCAGUAGGACUGGAUGGACGUGUCUGUGUGGACACACACAUGAGGAGUACAUGUUACGGUGGCUACAGGCGAGGGCAGUGUGUUAACCCUUUAUUUGGCGCUGUGACCAAAUCUGAGUGCUGUUGUGCCAAUACUGAGUAUGCCUACGGUGAACCAUGCCAACCCUGCCCGCCUCUGAAUUCUGCGGAGUUUCUUACUUUGUGCCCAAGUGGCCUCGGAACAACUGGCGACGGAAGAGAUAUCAAUGAGUGUGCCCUGGACCCCGACAUCUGCCAGAAUGGAGUUUGUGAGAAUAUGCUGAGGACUUACAAAUGUGCCUGCAAUGAAGGCUUUGAGAUCGACCUGUCAGGCAAGAACUGCGUGGAUAUUAAUGAGUGCCUGAUAAACAGACAGCUGUGUGACAAUGGUCAGUGCAGAAACACGCCUGGCAGUUUCACCUGUCACUGUCCAAAAGGGUACCGUUUCGAUCCUGAUGCAGAUGUUUGUGAGGAUGUGGAUGAAUGUGAGUCCAGCCCAUGCAUCAAUGGGGACUGUAAGAACAACCGAGGGUCAUUUGUGUGCACAUGUUCUGCGGGAAGUACCAUCGACAGCUCGGGGCUGGAAUGCAUAGAAACAGUUAAAAGCACAUGUUGGCUUAAGAUGAUCAACGGUCGCUGUGAGGUCAACAUCAAUGGGGCCACGCUCAAGUCUCACUGUUGCGCCACGCUCGGGGAAGCCUGGAACAGCCCCUGCACCAAAUGUGAAAAGGAUUCAAUCUGCGGGAAAGGAUUUGCCCGCGCUCGGGGGAACACUUGUGAAGAUGUGGACGAGUGUCAGGUGUUUCCUGGUGUGUGCAUCAAUGGGAAGUGCGUCAACACACCGGGGUCCUUCGUCUGCCAGUGCCCUCCAGGAAUGACUGUUGAUAUCAGUGGCAGAACCUGCAUUGACCUGCGGACUGAAUACUGUUACCUGACCCACGAGGACGAACGCUGCGGGGCUGCAAUACCCGGGAAACAUCGAGUGGAUGCUUGCUGUUGCUCAGUGGGUGUGGCUUGGGGCCCUGAGUGUGACGAAUGUCCAGAGAAAGGCUCACCAGAGUAUACCCAACUGUGCCCUCGUGGACCGGGCUUCUCACACCGGGGUGACUUCAUUAAUGGCAGACCUUUCCUCAAAGAUAUAAAUGAGUGUAGAAUGAUAAACACGCUUUGUUCAAAUGGGAGGUGCCGAAAUACUAUCGGCAGUUUCCGCUGUCGCUGUGAUAAUGGCUAUUCCCUGGAUGCAGAUGAGCGAAACUGCACUGACAUUGAUGAAUGCAGGAUCUCCCCUGACUUGUGUGGACAGGGCAGGUGUGUAAACACAGCAGGAGAUUUUGAAUGUGAGUGCUUUGAAGGAUACGAGAGCGGCUUCAUGAUGAUGAAGAACUGCAUGGACAUUGACGAGUGUGAGCGUAACCCCCUGCUGUGCCGUGGAGGAGAAUGUGUCAACAACGAAGGCAGCUUUCAGUGCAUUUGCCCUGACGGUCAUGAGAUCGCACCUGACGGGUCGGCGUGUCUUGAUAUUAAUGAAUGCGAGUUGAGUGACCGGCUGUGCAGGAAUGGACAAUGUGUCAACAUGGUGGGCAGCUACCAGUGCAUUUGCAGCACUGGCUACAAGUCAACCGAGAGCCGAGUGGAGUGUGUUGACAUCGAUGAGUGCACCAUCGAGAACGGAGGCUGUGAGAAUUUUUGCACCAACUCCGAGGGCAGCUAUGAGUGUAGCUGCCUGAGUGGGUACGCGCUCAUGCCAGACCUGAGGAGUUGCACUGAUAUCGACGAAUGUGAGGAAAAUCCAGAAGUCUGUGAUGGAGGCCAGUGCACGAACACUCCAGGAACCUACCAGUGUCUCUGUUUCGAUGGCUUCAUGGCUUCUGAAGAUAUGAAGACCUGCCUGGAUGUGGAUGAAUGUGAACUGAAUCCAAACAUCUGUCUGAGUGGGAAUUGCGAGAACACCAAAGGAUCCUUCAUCUGCCACUGUGACAUGGGAUACUCCGUACGGAAGGGAACAACAGGAUGCACGGAUAUAAAUGAGUGUGAAAUCGGAGCGCACAACUGUGACAGACACGCCACAUGCACCAAUACAGCCGGCAGCUUUAAAUGCAGCUGCGCCCCGGGGUGGAUCGGUGACGGCCUGAAAUGCACAGACCUGGACGAGUGCUCAAAUGGGACUCACAUGUGCAGCAACAAUGCCGACUGUUUAAACACCAUGGGGUCUUAUCGCUGUGCCUGCAAGGAUGGAUACUCCGGGGAUGGAUUCUACUGCUCAGACACCGAUGAGUGUGCAGAGAACAGUAACCUGUGUGAAAGCGGCCACUGCCUGAACAUGCCGGGAGGCUACCGCUGCGAGUGUGACAUGGGCUUUAUGUCCACCCCCGAUGAGAAGGCCUGCAAGGACAUAGAUGAGUGUAGCUUCUCCAACAUUUGUGUAAACGGACGCUGUGAAAACAUUCCGGGCCUUUUCAAGUGUGAAUGUGACAUUGGUUAUGAGCUUGAUAGGAGCGGCGGCAACUGCACAGAUAUCAAUGAAUGUUUCAACCCCACAAUCUGCAUCAGUGGAGUGUGUGUGAACAUCCCUGGAAGCUACCUGUGCGACUGCCCGCCAGACUUUGAACUCAGUCCCAGCCGUGUGGGCUGUGUGGACCCUCGGUCUGGAAGCUGCUACUUGGAUUAUCGUUUCCGAGGGGAUUCAUCGGAGAGUUUGGAUUGCACCAAUGAGAUUGGAGUUGGUGUUUCCAAGGCAUCUUGCUGCUGCUCUCUGGGCCGGGGAUGGGGAAAUCCAUGUGAAACCUGUCCCUCUGUUAACUCCACGGAGUACAGGACCUUGUGUCCUGGAGGAGAAGGCUUCAGACCCAACCCUAUCACCGUCCUCCUGGAAGACAUUAAUGAGUGCCUGGAGCUGCCAGUCGUGUGCCAGGGAGGAAAGUGCAUCAACACUUUCGGCAGCUUCCACUGCGAAUGUCCGAGGGGCUACGCGCUGGACGAGGAAACAAGAGUCUGUGAAGAUAUCAAUGAAUGUGAGCAACCAGGCAUCUGUGGUCCAGGCCAGUGCUACAACACCAUUGGGAACUACACCUGCAUCUGUCCCGUGGACUACAUGCAAGUGAAUGGAGGGAACAACUGCAUGGACAUGCGUAAAAGCUACUGCUUUAGGAACUUCUACUCAGACAACCGGACAUGCGAUGGAGAACUGACCUUCAACAUGACCAAAAAGAUGUGCUGCUGCUCCUACAACAUUGGUCGUGCCUGGAAUAAACCCUGUGAGGAGUGUCCUGCUCCCAGCAGCGAUGAGUUUGCCCUGCUGUGCGGUAGUGAGAGGCCAGGAUUCUAUAUUGACAUCACCACUGGACGUGUCAUAGAUAUUGACGAGUGCAGGGAAAUCCCAGGGGUGUGUGAGAACGGCGUCUGCAUCAACAUGAUCGGCAGCUUCAGGUGCGAGUGUCCCAUCGGUUUUGUCUACAACGACAAGCUCCUGAUCUGCGAAGAUAUUGAUGAGUGCCAGAACGGGCCUGUGUGUCAGCAGAAUGCUGUCUGUCUGAACAUGCCGGGAAGUUUCAGGUGCGACUGCAAACAUGGAUAUCGCUUCACUCCCACUGGACAAUGUCUGGAUCGCAAUGAGUGUAUGGAGAUUCCUGGCAUUUGUAAUCCGGGUCAAUGCAUCGACACCUUGGGAAGCUACCGCUGCCUCUGUCCAAACGGCUUCAAACCGUCACGCGACCAGUCCAUGUGUGUUGACGUCGAUGAGUGUGAGAGACAGCCAUGUGGAAACGGGACGUGUAAGAACACCGUGGGCUCCUACAACUGCCUCUGCUACCCCGGCUUCCAGAACUCUCACAACAGUGACUGCAUAGACAUCGAUGAGUGUGCAACUCAGAGGGGCCUGUGUCGUGACGGCCAGUGUGUCAACCACGUGGGAAGCUUCCUUUGCAUUUGCAAUGACGGCUACGAGCUCACACCCGACGGCAGGAUGUGUGCAGAUAUCAAUGAGUGUGCAAUAAAUCCCGGCACGUGUGGCGCAGGGACUUGCCUGAAUCUGGAUGGAUCCUACAGGUGCAUCUGCCCACCUGGCUACUAUCUCCAUGAGGAAACCUGUGAAGAUAUUGAUGAGUGCUCCCAGCUUCCCGAGAUCUGUAUGUUUGGAACCUGCUCCAACACAGAGGGAAGCUUCACCUGCUUGUGUCCUCCGGGCUUUCAGCUGUCCACUUCUGGGCGGAGAUGUCUGGAUGCGCGGGUUAACUACUGCUACACCAAGUUUGAAAACGGACGCUGCCAGGCUCCGAAACCUCAAAACACCACCAAAGAGGAGUGUUGCUGCACUGGAAUGCCUGCUCAGGGUUGGGGAGACCCGUGUGAAAUUUGCCCGACCAAAGGAGAGGAGGCCUUCCCAAUUCUCUGCUCCAAAAUCGGAUAUCAACGGGGAGAUGAUGACGAUAAUCCGAAAGAUAUUGAUGAAUGCGUCAACGACCCGUGCAUCAACGGACAGUGCAUCAACACAGACGGCUCGUUCCGCUGUGAAUGUCCGCUGGGAUACCGGCUCGACAUCAGCGGAGUCACCUGUGUAGAUACCAACGAGUGUGACAUCGGUAACCCCUGCGGCAAUGGAACGUGCACCAACGUAAUUGGCGGUUUUGAGUGCGCGUGCGACGAUGGCUUCGAACCCGGCUCAAUGAUGACAUGUGAAGACAUCAAUGAGUGUGCCCAGAAUCCCCUGCUGUGCGCCUUCCGCUGUGUGAAUGUAGUGGGCUCUUACGAGUGCAAAUGUCCGACCGGCUACGUGCUCCGAGAAGACAAGAGGAUGUGUAAAGACCAGAACGAGUGUGAGGAUGGUAUUGACGAUUGUGCCAGCAGAGGCAUGACCUGUAAGAAUCUGAUCGGUACCUACAUGUGCAUCUGCUCCCCUGGAUACACUCGCCAGCCCGCUGGAGAUGGAUGCAUGGAUCUGAACGAAUGCACUGCCAAACCCGGCGUCUGUAAGAAUGGCCGCUGUGAGAACACAGUCGGAAGUUUCCGCUGCAAAUGUGACCAGGGAUUUGUGGCGAACCCCACACAGACGGAAUGUAUUGAUAACCGCCAGGGCUUCUGUUUCACCGAAGUUCUGACCACUCUGUGUCAGAUGACGUCAAGUAACAGAAACCUGGUGACCAAGUCUGAGUGCUGCUGCGACGGUGGCCGAGGCUGGGGUACCAACUGUGAGCUGUGCCCGCUGCCCGGGACCACCCACUUCAAGAAGAUGUGUCCCCUCGGACCUGGGUACACCACCGACGGCAGAGAUAUUGACGAGUGUCGUGUGAUGGGGAACCUGUGCAAGAACGGUCAGUGCAUCAACUCGUUGGGCUCCUACUCCUGCACUUGCUCUGUUGGCUACACCACGGACAUCAGCGGCACUCAGUGUGUUGACGUGGACGAGUGCAUCCAGGCACCCAAGCCUUGUAACUUUAUCUGCAAGAACACGGAGGGGGGCUACCUCUGCUCCUGCCCGCGGGGCUACAUCCUGCAGGAGGACGGGAAGAGCUGCCGAGAUUUGGACGAGUGCUCCACCAAGCAACACAACUGUCAGUUUUUGUGUGUGAACACCAUCGGGGGCUUCACCUGCAAAUGCCCCCCUGGCUUCACUCAGCAUCACACCGCCUGCAUCGACAACAACGAAUGUGCGACUGACCCGAAUCUGUGCGGAGCCAAUGGCGUGUGCCAAAACUCCCCAGGGAGCUACAACUGCGAUUGCCAGAGAGGAUUUUCUCUGGACGCCAACGGUCAAAACUGUGAAGAUAUGGAUGAAUGUGACGGCAAUCACAGGUGCCAACAUGGCUGCCAGAACUUGGUGGGUGGAUAUCGCUGCAGCUGUCCUCAGGGUUACCUGCAGCACUACCAGUGGAACCAGUGUGUUGAUGAGAACGAGUGUCUGAACAGUCAGAUCUGUGGCGGCGCUUCGUGCCACAACACCCUGGGAAGCUUCCGCUGCCUCUGCCCCACCGGCUUCAACUACGAGCAGGCGCACGGGGGCUGCUCCGACGUCAACGAGUGUUCCACCGCCCAGAACCCCUGCAAGUUCGGCUGCUCCAACACUGAUGGAGGAUACCUCUGCGGCUGUCCGCCGGGCUACUUUAGAGCAGGGCAAGGGCACUGUGUCUCAGGUCUGGGCUUUGGUGCUGGAGGGUCGACUACUGCUGCUCCACAGGGUGGAGAAGGCGACGACAACUCCUUGUCACCUGAGGCCUGCUAUGAAUGCAAGAUCAACGGCUACCCCAAGAAAGGACGCAAACGUCGAAGUACCAAUUCAACCGAAGAAGAGCACGUGCAGGAGACCCAAGAAGUCAUCAGCCUGGCCAGCGUGGACCUGGACGACACGCUCACGUUCCACUUGAACAUCAGCGACCUGAGCAACCGGGACCACAUCCUGGAGUUCACGCCAGCCUUGUCCGCCCUCAGCGACCACGUGCGCUACAGCAUCGACUACGGGAACGAGGAGGGCUGCUUCAAGAUCAACCAAAGAGACGGCGUCAGCUACCUGCACCUGAGCAAGAGGAAGAGCCUCGCCCCCGGAGCCUACGAGCUUCACAUCAGCAGCGUCCCCCUCUACAGGAAGAAGGAGCUGGCUGUGCUGGAGGACCAGCAUGAUAAAGACUACCUCACAGGACAGCUGGGAGACACUCUGAAGAUGAGGGUGCAGAUCCUCCUCCAUUAACCGUCGCCGACCGAAGCAAGCGGGUGUCGAGGGCUGCUGCUGAUCCAGGGUCAGCUCACCGUCCCACGAAAGAUCGCUGGCUUCUCUGACUCUGGGUCAGCGGUGAACUUCCUCCCAGGGGGACUGGAGACUGCACCGUUUCAUUGCCAAAGGUGAUUCUACAUAUCAUGGAUACAAUUGGAAAAUUUGUGGGAAGCACAAAACCAGUGUGUGAAUAUGUUUUUUUAAUUAUGUUGUAUAAUGAUAUGUGGAAUCAGGUGCCAGUCCGAGGCACUGUGAGAAGCACUGUGGCUUCCUGAAUAAGACGAAGGUUCCCGAUAGUCUGAAAUCAAUUCAUUUCCUCCCCUCAGGUCAAAGACUGAGCAGAUAUGGAAUCAAACCGUUUCGCUUCAUUGGAUAUUAAUUGAACUGAGUGUCAGGAGAGGGAAGGAAGGCGUGGUGGACUAUUGAGUCAUGUGGCCAUGACUGAGCUUGAACGACUCCUACUGCGUAUUUAAACUUUGCCUUUCUUUUUUUUGUUUUGUUUUUUUUUUCUACAGACUACAAUACUUCAUAUUUACUGGUGCUAGCGACGAAAGCAUAUAGACUCUUGAAUGCACUGUACUACUAUACAAACAGCCUGAUCUGUGGUUCUGAAGACGCCGUCUGUGCAACAGCUAACGUCCAUAUCCGCCGCCUGCUCUCCUCUACGCGCCAUGUAAAUUGUGUUUAUAUGUAAUAAUCAACGCCACUUUUAAUCUAUGAAGCAUUUGUAAAGCAGAGGAAGCCCCUGGAUUAGAAGGGUUUGUAAUGGUGCUUGUAAUGACCAACUACUUCCUUUGUUAAUGUGUACACACACUCACACACACACACACUCACACACAUGCUGAUGAUGCCAAACCUGGGCCUUCAUGAUUAUGCACUGAGGUCUCCACGGCCGCACGUUCUCUCACAUGUACUAUCAGUGCUGCGUUACCGCGGACCCCAGUCUGGGUUCAUGCUCACAUCCGUGAGGGUUUUCAUGUAAA